UGCUGUUGUUGUUCCAGUGUAAAGGUGAAAGUCACCAUGUACUACAUUACUGGUACACAGCAUGGCCAGACCAUAAACCUCCAGACUCACCAAAGAUGAUCCUCGACUUGGUACAGGAUGUUGAGUUACAUCGAUACAUGGACGAUGGUAUUACACCUCGUGGACCAAUUGUUGUACAUUGCAGUGCUGGCAUUGGUCGUACAGGCUGCUUCAUUGCAAUCAGCAUCGGCAUUCGACAACUCCGAGAGGAACAUUCGGUUGAUAUUUUGGGUAUUGUCUGUAGCAUGAGAAUGGACAGAGGUGGAAUGAUCCAGACACACGAACAGUACGAAUUCAUCCACCAAGCGUUAUGCGAGUAUGAAAAGAUGUUGGACUCCAGCGCAGAUUGAACCGACGGGCUGGCUGUUUUUUGGGUAGUUGUCCAGGGCUACUGAUCUUUUAAACCAGGCAUUGUCUCCAGGUGUCCAGAACACCUUCGUGUGUGUUCUGACCGGAAGAAGCCUCUGGGGGUUUAGGGUACACAGAGGAGGGAAGCGAAAGAGAAAGAGCUGGUGUCAGUCAUUUUAGU
Octopus bimaculoides (California two-spot octopus) is the source of this 568-nucleotide messenger RNA. Its product is annotated as receptor-type tyrosine-protein phosphatase R. NCBI's taxonomy places the organism in Eukaryota, Metazoa, Mollusca, Cephalopoda, Octopoda, Octopodidae. The record is from RefSeq and is a predicted model, not a curated record.